AUGGCUUUGUUGAUGGAUUUGAUCCUCACUGCCAGGGAGUUGGGGCUUGCCUCUAGCCACCACCACAUUGCCGGCAUCAUGAAGCUCUCCUUUUCACUGAAGGCAAAGAAGGAUACGGCACCAGCCAAACCUCCUCCACCAAAACCGGCCUUAUUCUCAGGAGAUGACGCAGAGACCGAAGAGCCCGCAGUACCCGUUUCUGUGCCAUACAAUGUCGAGGCGUCCAAAGCAAUGCAGAAGAGAAUAGAGCAAGAGAAGGCUGUGGACCCUUCGGUAUACGACUAUGAUGAGGUCUGGGACCGUAUGCAGGAAGUCAAAGAGAAGCAAAAGGCUGCCAAAGCAAUUGAAGCUAUGGAGCGCAAGCCCAAAUACAUCCACAAUCUACUGUCUUCGGCUGCUACGAGAAAGCUGGACCAUUUGAGAGCAGAGGAAAAGAUGAUGCAGAGGGAGAGAGAGUUGGAGGGCGACGAGUUCAAGGACAAGGAGGCGUUCGUCACCCAGGCGUAUAAAGAGCAGCUCGCAGAGAUCAGGAAGGCUGAAGAGGAGGAAAAGAAGAGAGAAGAGGAAGAGAAGAAACGCAGGGGAGGCGGAACGGGAAUGGCACAUUUCUACCGCAAACUACUUGAAGAAUCUGCGCAACAGCACGAAGCCACUAUGAAAGCAGCAGAGAAACGAGUCAUUGGUCCGCAAGCAGGCCCCGAAGCAAACCUAACGAUCACGAAACCACCAGACUUUACGCCCAAGUCUGACCUUGAACUUGCCGCACUUGCUCGGGAACAAGGGAAGGAGGUGGAACUUAAUGACGACAACCAAAUUGUUGAUAAACGAGAACUGCUGGCUGCUGGCCUGAAUCUUUCACUCCCCAAUACUCGGAAUCUCGCGCUACGAAAGGCUAUGGCAGCCAAAGCGGACGGGGAGAAGAAUGACGCCCCUGUCCACACAGCUGUCGGUUUGGCAGCGAGUAAGAAGGAGAUUCAGGAGCGAAGGGCCAGGGAGAUUCGGAGACAAAUGGAGGAAGAGCAGCGAAAGGCGGCGGCAAAGAAGAAAGAGGAGGAAGAAGAGUCUUUACAACGGGUGGUGGCCAAACGGAAUACGGAGGAAGAUGUUAUGAGUGCGAGAGAACGGUAUUUGGCUCGCAAACGCCAACGGUUAGAGCAAACUCAGACAACAUCGGAGGAAGCAUCAUAGUACGGACAUUGUCCCCAGGAUAUCUGGUCGAUUCGGAUAUAUAUUGUACCAUUGUAUGUAGCAUUAAUGUCGAUUGGAGCACUCGACCCUUG
Molecule: messenger RNA, 1280 nt
Organism: Coprinopsis cinerea okayama7#130
Lineage: Eukaryota; Fungi; Basidiomycota; Agaricomycetes; Agaricales; Psathyrellaceae
Product: Ccdc55 protein
Exons: 3
Coding region: 1-1188 (395 amino acids)
Biological process (GO): regulation of alternative mRNA splicing, via spliceosome
Source: RefSeq, a predicted model, not a curated record